AUGCGGGCUGCUACGAUGGCGGAUAGGGCAGAGGAGACAGAGCAGGCGAGGGAUGUCAACGGUUCGGCCGAUACGAGGACGAAGGCGUCGGCUUGGUGGAUCAUCCCGCCGUAUUUCGUCUUUGCGCUCCUCGCUGGCAUGACCGCGUCAACCGAGGUUGACCUGUACGGUCAGAUCGCUUGUCGAGCAGUCGCCGCUUCCGACGGCACCUUUCCCCAGCCUACAUUCCCUUUCCUCGACUCGAGAUUCAGUAAGGUGCAGGACGAGUGGAUGGCGCUGUGCAGGUCUUCGCCGAUCGUGCAGAAGCGCACUACGAGCGUCGUGACGACGGUUCUGCUCGUCGCCGGCAUCUUGAGCGCCUUGACGGCUGCUUGGUGGGGCUCGCUCAGUGACCGCAAGGGUCGCAAGAUUGUCCUCGCAUUCAUCUCGGCAAGCGAGACCAUUCAGGCGGUCAUGAUGCUACUCGUCUUGACUUUCCCGCAAACCUUCGGAUUCGGCUUUCUUCUCUUCAUGGCGGCGAUUGCAGGCUUGUCAGGCGGUCAGCUUGCUGCCGCGACAAUCGCAGCAGCGUACCUCGGCGACACUUCUCAGACAGCCUCGAAAACACAACUCCUUUCGUUCUACGAGGCUUCCGAGUUCGCAGGACAAGCAGUGGGACCGCUGAUCGGCCCUCUCCUGAUGCGCUCGUGGAAGCUCGGCCCGGCUACACCGUACAGCCUCAGCAUCUUCGCUCGCCUCGCCUACCUCGCUCUGAUCUUCUUCAUGCCCGAGUCGCUCACGCCGGAGAAGCGGAAGCUUUCGGCCGUCAAUACGGACGCCGACGACCUCGCUUCGACGAAGCCUGCCGCCCCGCUCAUCGCGCGGCUUUUGGCUGCGCCGAAGGAGCUCGUCGAACCUUUCCGAAUCCUCUUGCCUGAGAAGGUGAACGGCCGGCGGGACUACAGGCUCCUCCUCGUCGCGAGCUCGUACUUCUUCCUAAUGGUCAUUCCGGGUCUCGGCCCGGUCAAGGUUCUGUACGCACGCGCCAAGUUCGGCUGGGUGCCGGAGCAGAUCGGUCGAUGGAUCACCUACACGUCGCUCUGCAAGCUCGUCGUACUCACCGCCGUCGUCCCCCUCCUGAUUCGACUCCUUCGCAAGUCGAAGACCGCCGGCGGAAUGCCAGACGACGAUGGGCAGCGGACCGAGACGCAGCCGUUGCUGGGCGACCCGUCUGCGGAUGCGGAACAGCUAAAGGAGCGAAGGGCGAACUUGAACUGGGACGCAUCGCUCGCCUUGUUUGGCGGUGUCACAACCGUCUUCGGCUACCUCGUCGCAACGAUCCCGACGAAACGACCCACAGCUUUCCUCUCGAGCACCGCACUCACAGCUUUUGCCGCGACUUCACCGCCCGCCCUCCAGUCCAUCGCCCUCACGCUCGCAGCACCAGGCGACGCCGGCAAGGUCCUUGCCUGUCUCUCCGCCAUUGCGACAGUCUCGCUCUCUGCACUCGGACCUACCAUCUUCGGCGCAGUCAACAUGAUCGCCAUCGACCGCUGGCCAGAGGCCAUCUUCGUCGUUGCGGCGGCCUGGGUCCUCGCCUCUCUGAUACCACUCCUCGCUUCCCGUCUGAGCCGAAAGUAG
Rhodotorula toruloides NP11 is the source of this 1620-nucleotide messenger RNA. Its product is annotated as MFS transporter. Gene Ontology annotation, cellular component: membrane. Gene Ontology annotation, molecular function: transmembrane transporter activity. Lineage: Eukaryota; Fungi; Basidiomycota; Microbotryomycetes; Sporidiobolales; Sporidiobolaceae. The record is from RefSeq and is a predicted model, not a curated record. The coding region runs from base 1 to 1620 and encodes 539 amino acids. The transcript has 11 exons. Gene Ontology annotation, biological process: transmembrane transport.